AUAAGAAUGGAAGUCUACAAGCUUGAAGAGAUAUUUGCAGAAAAACUCACCGUUUCGCUCCGAAAUAAUCAUGGUGUCACAGUCCAAUUCAAAAUUAAGGAAAAAGAAGAGAAAGAAUCUAGAAUCAAAGGAAGAAUCAAGAAGAAGGAAAAUGCGAGGAGAAGGAAGGAAACCACUUAUAGUAUAUUUCCUCAGAUACCCUUAAACUUGAUACACUGAUAUUUUUAGACUCACAAACCAGUAAAAGUCCCUAAAAUAUCCUCAUUUACAAUUCGUGACAUUCUCGAAAAUGGGUCUAAUAGGCGUACUAGCUCAACUGCUUUUGUCAGUACUAGUGGGGGUAGCACUCGCAAAGGAUAAUGGAAGAUGGUUUUUUUAUAUCGUGGUGUUGUACGUUGCAGCAGCUGCGAUAACCUUUCUUUGUAAAUUUAUGCCGGUACUUUGGGUCAGUGAAAGCCAUUGUUCCAUGGUCGUACAAAAAACAAAAAAAUAUUGGCGAAGAAACUCCAUUCCAAGUGUUCGCUAGAGAACACAAGGAUUUAUUAAAGGAAGCUGAAGAGUGGAUGAAGAAAACGGCAGAAUCUUCUACAGUCGUAGGUGCACUCAUCAUAACUAUUAUGUUUGCCGCGGCUUUUACUGUUCCUGGUGGUAAUGAUCAAAAUACUGGCUUCCCCAUAUUUUUGAACUCAACGGGUGAACCUUCUACACCGGUACCUUUCACGGUAUUUAUGGUAUCAGAUGCAGUUUCUCUUUUUACUGCAUCUGGUUCAGUGUUAAUGUUUUUGGGGAUCCUCACUCCACGUUAUGGUUAUCAAGAUUUUCUAAUAUCCUUACCCCUUAAGUUGAUGAUUGGUGCGUGUUCACUCUUCAUCUCCAUUGUAACAAUGGCGGUGGCAUUUUGUACUUCUCUUUUUAUUAUGUUAAAAGGUCGAUUGGUGGUCUUCAUUCCAAUAACUUUGCUUGCUGGCCUUCCUGUCAUUCUCUUUAUGUUGGUGCAGUCUCAACUUGUUUUUGAGAUUUAUUCUUCGACCUGUAGAUCACACCUCUUCGGUCCGUCCUUUGCAACCCUACUAGGGAAAUAUGUCUGGUCGCGGUUACUUAUAAGUAGACUGUUCAUAAGAAGGCCGAGAGAUAAUUAGUUAAGGUUAUGUAAAUAUAUAUUUUUUAUUUUGCCAUAACUCAAGUGGUUUGGAGGAUUGUAAUAUUCUAUACAUGUUGUAGUUACAAUGAAUAUCUGGUGGAUGC
Molecule: messenger RNA, 1245 nt
Organism: Rubroshorea leprosula
Lineage: Eukaryota; Viridiplantae; Streptophyta; Magnoliopsida; Malvales; Dipterocarpaceae
Source: the annotation of a GenBank genome assembly